This is a messenger RNA of Danio rerio (zebrafish), 1234 nucleotides long. The record is from RefSeq and is a predicted model, not a curated record. NCBI's taxonomy places the organism in Eukaryota, Metazoa, Chordata, Actinopteri, Cypriniformes, Danionidae.
GACUGUGUGUUUUCUGCUUGUCCAGCUUGUCCUCCAGGCACCUAUAAGAUGUCUUCCCGGCAGCAGGAGUGUUUCUCGUGUCCGGCUAACAGUAAAGCUGAAGAGGAGGGUUCAGUGCUGUGUGUGUGUGAGGACGAUCACUUCAGGACGCCGCUGGACCCGCCGUCCGCUCCAUGCACACGCCCCCCCUCUCCUCCCCGCGAUUUGGUAUUUACCCUCAAGCAGUCUACACUCAUUCUGGAAUGGGCUGCACCAAAUGACUCUGGUGGACGGGUGGAUCUGUCGUACAGUGUGGGGUGUCGGAGGUGCGUGGGGCCCCCGAGGGCCGCUCAGCUGCAGUGUGAGGCGUGUGGAGCCAGCGUGGGCUUCGUCCCGCAGCAGAACGGUCUGACCGAACGCUCCGUUACGGUGGUAAACCUGCUGCCCAACUCCAACUACUCCUUUAGUGUGGAGGCUCAUAACGGAGUGUCGGAGCUCCUGCCCAACAAACGCUUCUACACGCAGGUCAACGUCUCCACCAGCCUGCCAGCUCCGUCUCAGAUCAGCGAGCUGCGGGUGGAGAAGGUGGAGCAGCGCAGUGUGACUCUGGUAUGGAGGGAACCCGUGGUGUUUCCCAACAGCAGCCGCACAGAAUACGAGAUCAAAUACUACGAGAAGGACCAGAAGGAUCAGAGUUACUCCACGGUGAAGACGGCCUCCACCAGGAUCAGUGUGAAUAACCUGAAGCCCAGCACCACCUAUGUGUUCCUGAUCCGCACCUGCUCCAGUCCGGCUCCGUCUGCUCUGUCCUCCUCUCCGCUGUCUUCAUCAUCAUCAUCAUCGUCCUCAUCGUCUUCAGCAUCUCCAGCUUCUCCAUCCUCCUCCUCCAGUCCGCCAGUUUCUCCUCCACCGCUGGAUUAUGGAGCUUUCAGUGCACCGCUGGAGCUGCAGACGCUUGGGGAACUGGCUCUGGCCUCCAGUGAACAGUCUCCAGUGGUGAUCAUCAUCGUGGUGUCUCUGGCCGCUCUCAUCAUGCUGCUCACACUCGGGGUGGGACUGCUCAUCUGGAGAAGGUAAAACACACACUCUCUGCACAAACACACACUCUUCAUCUGACAGAUCAGACAUCAUCCGUGUUUUACUGGGGAUGAACACACAGAAAAGUGGGAGAAACCAAAAGAGGGAAGUGUGUUUGAAGAGGGAUUUUUCCAGGAGUGUUUACAUAUCUCUGAGCUGCCAUUGGUCGUUGCCGGUG